AGCUCUACAUGUCUCUACACCUGCUACAGAGAGAGCAGUCAGUGUGUGGUAUGGGGCCGGGUCAGGACAUGGGGCCCGGUGGACAGGGCCAGCAGGGGACAGUGAUGGGCCCCGGCCCCAAACCAAUGCCCCCCAACCCCUCAAUGACACCUCCAACCCCGGGGACAAUAUCUGGCCUGGUGCCCCAGGGGCAGGACACCACGAUCAGCUCUAACAGCACGCCCUUCUCCCUUCCUCAUGGAGGUCCAGGGUCCAGAGAACCAGGGCUCGGAGCCGUGGGGUCCGGGUCUGGACACAUGCAGGGCUACCGUUACAGUUGCCCCCCCCAGCCCAUGGGCUACCCCGGAGGGAUGCAGGGCGGCAUGGGCAUGAACCCCACCAACCACCCCCUCCAGCAAGGGGCCAGCUGGAGGAUGAGCAGCCCGUCUCGGAGCAGCCCUAGCCCAGCUGGAGGCCCACAUCUGGGGCAACAGAACUCGAUAAUGUCCCCUAGGCACCGGGCGAGUCCAGGGAUGGCAGGGAGCCCUCGCGUGGCCCCAUGCCUGCACUCGCCCUCCCCUGUGGGGAUUUGUGGGUCUGGAACAGUGGUUGGAGUAGGAGGUAGCGGUCCUGCGGCUAACAGUCUCGCUAACAGCUACACCAGUAGUUCUCUGUCGGCCCUGCAGGCCCUGAGUGAGUGUCACGGGGUCGGACACGGCGGUUGCGUGCACCCACAAAUUCAUGGCGCCGGGGGGCAUUCGCACACACACACCCUGGGGUCACCGGACACGAAGAUGAUGGGGUCGCCAGUCGGAGUAACGAUGGGGGCAGGGGUCAACCCUCACAUGAUGUCGAAGCUCGGCGGUGGCGCUAACAUGGAUCCUCACGGAGAGCAGGGUGGACAGUACGACCAGAGACAGAUGGACAGACAGACUGACGGGAACGGUAGCGGCGGUAACCACGGUGACGUCAAAGAGGAGAGGGACGGCUCAAACGACGGCCCCAACGCGCAGAGCCGUGUCCUCCACGACAACAAGGGCCACACCAAACUGCUCCAGCUCCUCACCACCAAGUCCGAACCCCUCGACACCCCCUCGUCUCCCAACGGAGGAGGAGACCCCAAGGACCCCUCGUCAGGGCUGGGGGGCCCUCAUGGUGCAGGGGCCCCGGGGGGCCACGCUUCAUCCCUGAAGGAGAAACACAAAAUACUCCACAGGCUGCUCCAGAACAGCACCUCUCCUGUCGACCUGGCCAAGCUCACCGCUGAGGCCACCGGCAAGGAGCUGGGAGAGCAGGGGGGUAACGUCAACAUCCAGGGGGGUACAGGAGGGGGUACAGAUGGGAACCUCACCUCCAAACAGGAGCCCCUGAGUCCCAAAAAGAAGGACAACGCACUGCUGAGGUACCUGCUGGAUGAAGAGGAAGGGGGCAUGAAGGAGAGGCAGGCUAGGAUGGAGGGAGGAGGAGAGGUAAAGACGGAAAUGAAACACCCCCUCCAUGUGAAGACUGAGAAACAGGACACGGGAUAUGAUCGCUCUGAGCAGUCGUCAGAGCUGGAUGAUAUCCUAGAUGAGCUGCAGUGUGCCCAGCCCCAGCUGUUCGGUGAGCCACGGCCCGUCUCUCUGCCUUCCUCCCUGGACAAACAGACCAUCAUCAACGACAUACUGCACAUCACCCAGGAAACCAGCCCUGCCAACGCCAUGGCAACACAGCAGCAGCAGAGGGGCAUGCAGCGAGGCAUGGGGCCAGGCAACUAUGGUGGUGCCAGAGGGCCGGAGGGCCAGGGGCCAGCUAGGGGCCUCCCUGUGAGGAGUGUAUCCCUGGACAUGAACGUGUCAGGGGUCCCCCAGGGCCAGUAUCCACCUGUGGGAACCCUCAGCCCCUACACGCUCCUACAACAGCAGCAAGGAAUUCUGGCAAACCACACCGCCAUGAUGUCUAACCAGGCCAACCUCUCAGGUCAGUUGGAUGGUCCUCGGCAGGGAAUGCAGCAGGAGGGGAGUUGGGGUCCUGGGGGCCCAGGUCAGAGCGGGUCAGCAUCGGUCCGUCCUCCAGGGGUCCCAGGUCAGCAGGGGACGACGCUCGGCCGUAUGGGGCCAAGCCCCGGAGGCCCUAUGAGACCCAACAGUCAGCCCGGCCCUGGACCCAGACAGAUGCUGCAGUCUCAGAUGAUGGCCAGCGACAUGGGUAUGGGGCCCCACCAGUUCUCCCAGCAACAGGCUCCACCCAAUCAGACGGCUCCGUGGCCAGACAGCGUGAUGCCUAUCGAGCAGACCCCCUUCAAUCAGAACAGGUCUCUGUAUGCCUCCCAGCAGCAGCAGCAGCAGGAAGUGUUGUGUGGGGUUCCGGGGCCCAGUGGUCAGAGUCAGGGGCCUGGAGGUCCUGGUGAUGGGGGUGGUAGUGAUGAGGGGGCUCUCCUGUCCCAGCUCUACACCGUGUUAAAGGACUUUGAUGGCCUGGAGGAGAUAGACAGAGCRCUGGGGAUACCUACUCUGAUGGGACAGGGUCAGUCUGUAGAUCAGGAUAUUUCUUCAGACCCGUCCAUGUUGUUGGACCAGAAGCCUCCAGUGUAUGGCAGCAGCACCAGCAGGAACUGCCACCUGGCUCCCAUCUACAGAGAGGGUACCAUGGCCCUGGGCCCAGCGGACCCAUGCAGGACCCACAGGUCAAGGUUUCCACCCAAUGGCUGGCCAGAUGGGCCCCAGACCAGGAUACCCCAUCAUGAGGCUGAGGCCCAAGCGGUGGUUCCUAACCAGCCUAACAUGAGGUUACAGCUGCAGCACCGGCUACAGGUACAACAGAAUCGCCAACCAAUGAUGAACCAGAUGAGUGGAGUGUCCAAUAUGAACCAAAAUCUACAGUCCAACAACCCCAACCAGGGGACCAUCAAUGCACAGAUGUUGGCACAACGGCAGAGAGAACUCCUCAAUAACCACCUGCGGCAGCGCCAGCUGGAGCACCAGAGACAGCAGCAGCAGCAGCAGCAGAGGAACACGGUGAUGAGAGCCCAGGGACUCAACCUACCUCCCAAUAUGGCCGCCGCCGCGGCUGCUGCAAGUGGCCUAUCGGGAGGCCUGAGUAACCCUCGGAUCCCACAGACCACCAACCCCCAGCAGUUCCCCUUCCCACCCAGCUACGGUAUGUCCCAGCAGCCUGARGGAGGGUUUGGUGGUCAGGCCACGCCCCAGAGUCCCCUGUUGUCCCCUAGGAUGGCCCAUGCCCAGUCACCCAUGAUGCAACAGCAGAGCCAGGGCAGCUCCACUUUCCAGGCGUCGCCUGACAUGAACGGUUGGCCGCCCCAGGGGAACAUGGGAGGAAACAGUAUGUUCAGUACUCAGCCAGUCGCCGCCCCAGUUCACCCAGGCAGCAGCAGACCAACGGGGCGCAGCCAUGUACAACAGGCAACGGAAAUGAACCUCAACGUCUCCAUGGCUACCAACGCCAGCGGCAUGGCCCCAGUGGGUCAGAUGGCCGGACAGAUGAUCACCUCGCCUGGAUGA
Salvelinus sp. IW2-2015 is the source of this 3479-nucleotide messenger RNA. The record is from RefSeq and is a predicted model, not a curated record. NCBI's taxonomy places the organism in Eukaryota, Metazoa, Chordata, Actinopteri, Salmoniformes, Salmonidae.